This is a messenger RNA of Echinostoma caproni, 510 nucleotides long. NCBI's taxonomy places the organism in Eukaryota, Metazoa, Platyhelminthes, Trematoda, Plagiorchiida, Echinostomatidae. The record is from the annotation of a GenBank genome assembly.
GUCAGUAUCUUAAUCUUGCCUUUAUCACAAAAGGAGCUAGACUCAAGCUGCUUCUCAAAUUGGCGAAACCGUACUGUAGAUGUGUUGCGUGAAUCCAAUGUUUGUUUUCUUUUCCAGUCCGAAAACGCCCCAGUCAAAGUAACUGUUGACAUAACAGGCCUAAAGCCAGGAAAGCAUGGAUUUCAUGUGCAUGCCUACGGAGAUACCACUAAUGGCUGUAUCUCUGCCGGCGCUCAUUUCAACCCAACUAAUGUAGAUCACGGAGCACCCACAGAUAAGAUUCGUCACGUGGGUGACUUGGGCAAUGUCGAGGCAGACCAAAGCGGGAAAGCUCACGCUGAGUUCACUGACAAUAUUAUUUCGCUAUCCGGUGUCAAUUCUAUCGUCGGAAGAGCUAUGGUGGUACAUGAGAAUGAAGAUGAUCUUGGUCGUGGUGGACACGAACAGAGUAAAACUACCGGUAACGCUGGCGGACGUUUGGCUUGUGGGGUUAUCGGUUUAACGGACUGA